Messenger RNA from Uloborus diversus, 1052 nucleotides. Its product is annotated as serine/threonine-protein kinase 32B-like. Bases 1 to 963 code for a protein of 320 amino acids. Gene Ontology annotation, molecular function: protein serine/threonine kinase activity; ATP binding. Gene Ontology annotation, biological process: peptidyl-serine phosphorylation; intracellular signal transduction. NCBI's taxonomy places the organism in Eukaryota, Metazoa, Arthropoda, Arachnida, Araneae, Uloboridae. The transcript is spliced from 10 exons. The record is from RefSeq and is a predicted model, not a curated record.
AUGCCCAAGUCACAGAAGGCCAAACUCGGUAGCAUCCAGCUCAAUAACAUCAAGCUCAAGAUCAAGUUCGUCAUCAAAGACAACACCAAAGCUUCUCCAGAAAAAUUUCGCAUUAUUCGAAAAAUUGGAAAAGGAAGCUUUGGAAAGGUGUAUGCUGCCGAGAAAAGGGACACUAAGGAACUGUUUGCGAUGAAACUUGUGGAAAAAGAUUUGGAGAGCAAUGAAAACCAAAUGCAAGACAUAAAUCAAGAAGUUGAAAUUUUAUCUACACUGAAUCAUCCGUUUCUCAUAACAUUGUGGUACGCUUUUCAAGAUGAAGAUUAUGUCUAUUUAGUUUUUGAACUGCUUCCGGGGGGAGAUCUCAGACGAUCCAUUCAAGAUCAAGGACGCUUAUCACAAGCUCGAGCUCUGAUUCACAUGUGCGAAACAGCAUUGGCGCUGGAUUACCUGAAGAUGAAGAAGAUAUUGCAUAGGGAUGUCAAGCCAGAAAAUUUAUUGCUGGAUAACCAAGGUCAUAUACGGUUGAUUGACUUCAACACUGCCAUCAAAGUCGAAGAUGACCGUUUAGCUACGUCUAUGACUGGAACUAAACCGUACAUAGCGCCGGAAGUGUUCAGAUGUGCAUUGGAUCUUGAUUCGGGAUACUCAUUUCCAGCUGAUUGGUGGUCAUUGGGGAUAUGCGCAUAUGAAAUGCUAUGUGGAAAAAGACCUUAUGACAUACAUUCCUUCACAUCAUACGAAGACAUCUUAGGAAUGUUUCUUUUUUCUAAAAUAGAAUUUCCUGAGUACGUGGAAAGCGAAAUGGCGGACUUGGUGAAACAGAUUUUAUGCGUCGAAACUGAACAAAGACUGAGCAGUGUUGAUCAUCUUCGAUUGCAUCCCUAUUUAAAGAAUGUAAAUUUCAACCAAAUAUACGAACAAGAGAUUAAAACAGCGUUAUGCCAAGUGCUUCCUGACUUUUGAAACACACUGAAAAUCUGGAAUAGUCAAGUGCAGCAAAUUUGUUUCAUUACUGUAAAUAUGUAUUUGUAAUAAAUGUGUUCUAUUUCAUG